AUGUCCCUGCCCGCAGUCAGACGCCUGACCCACUCAUCUCCCCGCACUUUGGCCCGCAUCUCCAGACUGCCCACUUUGGCUUCUUCCAUCAACAUCGCCCCUCGAAUUCCCGCUCGUGCUUCACGCUUCUCAACCAUGGCCGCCCGUCAAUCUGCUGCCCCGGCAGUUCCCUCCGACAAGCCGUAUGACACCGAAAUUCAAGAUAUGGCCAGCUAUAUCCACGGCUACAAAGUGGAUUCCGACUUGGCGUUCGACACAGCUCGUCUGGUUUUCCUGGACACUCUGGGCUGCGGUCUGGAGGCCCUGAAGUUCAAGGAGUGCGCCAAGCUCCUAGGUCCCGUUGUUGACGGAACUGUUGUCCCCAACGGUACUCGCGUCUUCGGUACUCCUUACCAGCUAGACCCCGUCAAUGGAGCUUUCAACAUUGGUGCUAUGAUCCGCUGGCUCGAUUACAACGACUGCUGGUUGGCUGCUGAGUGGGGUCACCCCUCCGAUAACCUCGGCGGUAUUCUGGCCGUAGCUGAUUGGAUCUCGCGCACCAACCGUGCUGGUGGAAACCUUGGAAAUGGCAAGAUCCUGAAGAUCCGUGAUGUCUUGGAGGCCAUGAUCAAGGCUCACGAGAUUCAGGGUGUCUUGGCCCUUGAGAACUCCUACAACAAGGUCGGCCUGGACCACGUCGUUUUGGUCAAGGUUGCGACCGCCGCUGUCGUCUCCAAGAUGUUGGAUCUUACCGAGCAACAGACGGCCGAUGCUAUUACCCAAGCUUGGGUUGACGGCCAGUCUCUCCGUACCUACCGUCACUCCCCCAACACCAUGUCCCGCAAGUCCUGGGCCGCCGGUGAUGCUUGCCAGCGCGCCGUGAACCUAGUCCUGAAGGUCCAGAAGGGCGAGGGUGGUCUCCGCUCCGUUCUCACUGCUCCCACCUGGGGAUUCUACGAUGUCCUGUUCAAGGGCAAGAAGUUCCAGUUCCAGCGCCCCUACGGCAGUUACGUCAUGGAGAACGUUCUGUUCAAGGUCUCCUACCCUGCCGAGUUCCACUCCCAGACUGCCAUCGAGGCAGCUGAGAAGGUCAACGCCAAGCUUGCUUCUAUGGGCAAGAGUGCCAAGGACAUCAAGGAGAUCACCAACCGCACACACGAAGCAUGCAUCCGUAUCAUUGACAAGCAGUUCAAGGAGAUGGACAACUUUGCUGACCGCGACCACUGCGUUCAGUACAUGGUUGCCACCAUGCUUGUCUUCGGUCGCCUCACUGCUGCCGACUACGCCGACGGAUCUGAGGCCGCCACCUCCCCUCUGCUCGAGGAUCUCCGCAAGCGCAUCCGCUGUGUUGAGGACACCAAGUUCACCACCGACUACCACGACCCUACCAAGCGCACCAUCCCUAACGCGCUGACCGUCACCCUGAACGACGGCACUGUCCUUGAAGAGAUCUCCGUUGAGGCUCCUCUGGGUCACCGUCUCCGUCGCGAGGAGGCUAAGCCCGAGAUUCUGUCGAAGUACAAGCGUCACCUCGAGGCACACUUCGACCAGGCUCGCGUUGAUGAGCUGCUGAAGGUGGGCUGGGACCGCGCUCAGCUGGAGAACUACGAUGUCGACCAGUAUGUCGACCUCUACGUGAAGGACAAGACCAUUGCUCCUUCCAACUAA
Molecule: messenger RNA, 1647 nt
Organism: Penicillium brevicompactum
Lineage: Eukaryota; Fungi; Ascomycota; Eurotiomycetes; Eurotiales; Aspergillaceae
Product: putative 2-methylcitrate dehydratase
Exons: 4
Coding region: 1-1647 (548 amino acids)
Cellular component (GO): mitochondrion
Molecular function (GO): 2-methylcitrate dehydratase activity; 2 iron, 2 sulfur cluster binding
Source: RefSeq, a predicted model, not a curated record